This is a messenger RNA of Aspergillus ruber CBS 135680, 1353 nucleotides long. Its product is annotated as amidase signature enzyme. The annotation marks the transcript as partial. NCBI's taxonomy places the organism in Eukaryota, Fungi, Ascomycota, Eurotiomycetes, Eurotiales, Aspergillaceae. The record is from RefSeq and is a predicted model, not a curated record. The transcript is spliced from 3 exons.
GCCCAGCGAUUAGACGAGGAGCGUGCGAAUGGAACCCUAAGGAGUCAUUUGCACGGAGUCCCCAUCGUUGUUAAAGACAACUACAACACAGACCCCGAACUGGGCAUGAACACCACUGCCGGCUCAUACUCCCUCCUCAAUCAAACAGUAACCGGCGAUGCAUUCGUCGUCUCCAAACUCCGAUCUGCAGGCCUCCUCAUCCUUGGAAAAGCAAACCUUGACGAAUUCGCCGGCAUGAUGGGAAAGGACAGCUCCUCUGGCUUCAGCUCCCGCGGAGGCCAAGCAUCAGCGGCCUACGUCGUUGGCGGCUUCGCAGCAGGGGGCGACCCAUCUGGCAGCUCGGGGGGAUCCGCGAUUGCUGUUUCGGCGGGCUUUGCUGCGGCGUCGCUGGGGACGGAUACGGAUGAUAGUAUUGUAAAGCCUGCGUGUCGGGCGGCGUUGUUUGGGCUGAGGCCGUCGACGGGGUUGACUAGUAGGAGUGGUGUUGUGCCGUUGUCGCUUUCGCAGGAUAGCACGGGUCCUCUUGCGAAGUCGACGUGGGAUGUUGCGGCUUUGUUAAGCAUUAUGGCUGUUCAUGAUGAAGAGGAUUCAUAUUCGCAGGCGGCUGAGCCGUUUCGCAAGAAGGACUACACUGCAUACCUGAAGAAAGAUGGCUUCAAGGGACUUCGAAUCGGAGUACCCAGAUAUCCUUUCUUCAACGCUAGCAUUACAGGAGCACGGUCUGAGGCCAACGGUGCUAUCGACAAAGCAUUACUGGAAAUACAAAAACUAGGAGCCACCGUUAUCGACCCGGUGACGUUCCCCAAUGCAGAGGAAUUUACCUAUGCAUAUCCCGGAUUACCGGAACGAUCCAAUAACGAAACAAUCCUACUUCAAUACGAUCUCAAAGAAGACAUAGCCAUCUUCCUCCAAACCCAACUGAUAAACUCCACCAUAAGAUCUCUCCAAGAUAUAAUAAACUACAACGAAGCCCACAGCGACCUCGAAUUCCCCCCAGGUCAAUGCUGCCAGGCCACAUUCCUAAAUGCGAACAAUCUUCCUCCGCGCGCCUCGUCAGCUGAGUACUGGAUCGCUCAGUAUCACCAACAACGUCUUGACGUGGAGGGUAUGCAGGCCACCAUGCGACAACAUGAUCUAGAUUUGUUCGUUGUGCCGACGGAGGGCUAUUCAGCAAGGAUGGGGGCUAUUGGGAAAAGGCCGGUGGGGACGGUGCCAUUGGGGUAUGAUGGGAUUAACUUGCCAUUUGGGUUGGCGUUUGUGGGGAGGAGUUAUGAUGAGGGGACUGUGCUUAGGGCGAUGUAUGCUUCUGAGAAGGCGUUUCCUAAGAGGCAGGUUCCGCCGACUUUGGAUUAG